Molecule: messenger RNA, 1628 nt
Organism: Diabrotica balteata
Lineage: Eukaryota; Metazoa; Arthropoda; Insecta; Coleoptera; Chrysomelidae
Source: the annotation of a GenBank genome assembly
GGAAAUCAAAACACAUUUUUAAAAUGCCUGCGUUUAAGAGAUUAAAUACUAAAAUAUAUCAAAAAAGUGGUCCGGUGAUCACACCUGAUUAUAUAUACUGGAAAAAAUUAUCCGUUCCAGUCUUGGUAAAAGAAUUUGGCCCAAUAGAUUACAUAGAUUUUUCUCCAAUAGAACCACAUCAUUUUGCUGUGACAUGCUCAGUGCGAGUACAAGUUUACAAUCCAAUUACCAAAUUAGUUGUUAAAAAUUUAUCUAGGUUUAGAGAAAAUGCUUAUGGAGCAGUGUUUCGUUCAGAUGGUAAAUUAAUAUUAGCAGGAGGAGAAGAAACAAAUGUGAAGUUGUUUGAUGUAUCGUCAAAAAGUUUAUUAAGGUUAUUCAAAGGACAUACUGCUCCUGUACAUAGAACACACUUCCUCCAUGGCAAACCACAAAUUUCGACAUUCUCAGAUGAUAAAACAGUAAAAAUAUGGGACAUUCCAACAGAAAAAACCUUAUUCACCUACACAGGUCACACUGACUACAUAAGAGCAGGAGCAACAUGUGCUGCUGUUCCUGACAUAGUGAUCUCUGGGGGAUAUGACCACAAAGUAAAAAUGUUUGACACCAGGACAGAGAAGGAGGUAAUUACAGUUGACCACGGAAGUCCAGUGGAGUCACUGCUCUUUCUACCUGCAGGAGGAAUAUUUUUGUCUGCUGGUGGAACAGAAAUCAAAAUUUGGGAUAGUUUGGCUGGUGGAAGACUUUUGGGGAAUAUUUCUCAACAUCAUAAAACUAUUACCUGUCUUCAAUUAGCUUCAGAUAAUAAGAGAUUACUGUCUGGAAGUUUAGACAGACAUGUGAAAAUAUAUGAUGUUUCUACCUUUAAAACUGUACAUACAUUAGAUUUUCCUAAUGCAAUCUUAAGUUUGGGUGUUUCUAAAACUGAUGACACUCUUGUUGCUGGGUUAGUGGAUGGUUUAGUGUCAAUUAGUAGGAGGGAAGAGGCAAAAGAAGAAAAGAAAACUACUAAAAAGGUUUCUGCUUAUCAAUUUAUCAGCAAUACGCAUCAGCCUUCUGUAGAUACUGUUGUUAAUGAAGUUCACCAUGAAACAGAACGAAAAUUUGAACACCACUUAAGGAAAUAUGAGUACUCAAAAGCCUUAAAUAGUGUGCUUUUGCCAUAUGUUGUAAACAAGAAUCCACAAAAUACAGUGUCCUUAAUACAGGAACUAAUUCGUAGAAGGGCCUUAGACAGAGCUUUUCAGGGCAGAGAUAAAAAAUCAUUAACUCAAAUCUUACGAUUCUUUAUUAGGAAUAUUACUGACAGCCGAUUUACACGAGUACUUAUAGAUGCUGCCAAUAUUUUCUUUGAUGUCUAUGAAAGUAGUAUUCACACAUUACCUCCUGAAGUUGGAAAACUUUUUAUUGAGUUAGCUGAAGUUCUUAAGCAAGAAACUGAAUUGAUUAACAAUUUGGCUUCCAUACAAGGCAUGAUGAGCAUGCUUUUAGCUAGUCAGGUUACAAAUGUUGCUGAACCAACUGGUAGUGAUAAAAAAGGACAUAAUCUUGUACCUAGUAGUGACGCACAAAAGAAUUUUGUUGUAACAGUAUCAUGAUAAUAGGAUUUUGUAGUUUUAUAUGAAUAAAAA